Molecule: messenger RNA, 918 nt
Organism: Maylandia zebra (zebra mbuna)
Lineage: Eukaryota; Metazoa; Chordata; Actinopteri; Cichliformes; Cichlidae
Source: RefSeq, a predicted model, not a curated record
AAGUGGAGGUGGAUUCAGGCAUUGAGUCUGUUCAACUGCCCUUGAAAUCAAAGCUCACCUGCCCAAAGACAUUAAAGUGGAGUGGAAAGAUGGUUCGUACAGAAAGAUCCACAUAUAUCAGAACGGCUCUGAUCAGUUUGAAGAACAGACAAGGUUUACAGAGACCGAACAGAGAUUGAUGAAGACCUGCUGAACACUGGAGACCUCAGUCUGACCUUGAAAUACCCUACAGACUGGACACAAACACCUACACCUGCAUCCUCCUCAGCAGGGAGGGAAAGAUUCUGCUGAAGAGAAAGGUGAGCUGAAGGUCAGAGUCUGUCAGGUGGAGGUGAAGGAGGGGGCGGGAUCUGUCCAGCUGUCCUUCAAAACAACAGAAAACCUGCCCGAAGAUGCCAAAGUGCAGUGGAAGAUCAGUGGUGAAAGAAUGGUCCACGUGUAUGAGAACGGCUCUGACCAGCCUGAAGAACAGCACCAGUUUUACAGAGACCGAACGAAGAUGAAUGAAGACCUGCUGAGAACUGGAGACCUCAGUCUGACCCUGAAUCACCCCACAGAGAGAGACAGUGGAGAAUACAGAUGUGUAGUCAAAACAGAGGAGAUCAAGAGAUACAAAACAGUAUUCCUCAUAGUCAAAGGGAGAGUUCAGGUCCAGGAUCAAACAGGGGACAUCAGGAACAGAAGCAGCUCCAUUGAUCCGACUCCUCUGAUGGCUGAUCAAUCAGUUUGAUCUGUGUGUUCUUUGAUUAUUGAUCAGUGAUGUCAGAGUGGAGUCAGUGUGAUGUUGUUGUUGUGUGUUUGAGACUUUUAGUGUCCAUGAAGGUCUCUGCUGCCGUAGAUCCUCUGAACUGUGACAGAGGUCUCACUCUGGAGGAAACUCUCAGCACUUUCAUUUUAUUUACAGCACUUGAGAUUAUU